GUAGGGAUAGGUAUGUACUUAUUCAUGCUUAUCUCCUACAUCACAAUCGAGUAUUGUGAGUGUGUCACGCAUAACUGCUGCGUUUUAGAUUAUUCUAGGGCGUGUCUUCGCUUAACCCAAUUUCACCUGAGUUAACCCUGUAUGUGAAAGCGUCCUCUGACAUGUUCAUUUAUUCGCCAUUUUUGUAAAGUUUGUGUUUCUGGGUAGAGAAAAAGCAAAAGAAGUUAUACUCAUGUCUACGAAGAAGCAUAUGUCUAGGACGGAGCGGUUGUCCACAGAUUCCAGCAACAACCUUCCGUCUGCACAAGAGAUUGUUAAUUGUACAGAAUUACCUCAGCUAUGUGCAUGGUGUGCAACCGAAAGGGUUCAAACUGACGGCUGUACAACUUCACUACACUUGCAGGAGCGACUUCUCCAACAUCGAGAGACAUUGACUCCGCGCCAACCUCCGCCGAUCACAAUUGCUGAAUCGGUACUCCAAAAAUUUGGCACUACGAAAGACGAACUGUUACAAUUAUGCGACGAUAUCAGAGAAUUUGUCUAUUUGGAUGAUGUCUAUGAGUGGUUGAAAAGACUCAGCCUGACAGAAGACAAAGAAAGGUGGUUGAGCAAGAAAGCAUUCGAAGACAUCAGAAAAGAUUGCUCCAAGAAGCCGGUGCUUUUAAUUGCAGGUAGCACUUCUUCCGGAAAAACAACAUUGCUUAACCUUCUGCUUGUGGAACGACUGCUUCCCACAGGUCACAAUGCUACGACCUCCAUGCUUUGUGAAGUGAGAUUCGGCGAAACAAAACAGGCUAUUGCUCAUUACAAGGAAGGCGAUGACAAAGAAACUAAAAUAUUGCUUGACUUAACUACCCCAGAACACCAAGAAAAUCUUCGUAGAAUUGUUACUUCUACAGGAAUCAGCAGUGAUCAACUUCAAGAAACAUCAGCUGAGAAAGAGGACACUUCUGACGACGAUUGUAGCAAUGGUAAAUGCGUACGAUUAGAAAUUUUGUGGCCCCUGGAGUUUCUAAAAAACGUUACACUGAUUGAUAGUCCAGGAACGACAGAAGACGAUCCAGAAAAUUGCCAUGCUAGAGAGAUGACGGAGAAGGCCCAAAGAGAAGUCGCUUGUGGCUUUAUUUUCGUGUUGGACGGUAGUCGAUCUGCAGAAGAAGCAGCGCAGGUUGGCGAUUUGCUGAAAGCUUUUGAGAAACAAGUGGAAUAUUCAGCUUCACCGGAGUCUGCAAUCUUUGUUUUGAACAAGUGGGAUAUGGUUGAUGAAGAGGCAAAAAAGGAGCAGUUACGUAUUGUUACUAAAUACCUUGAAAGACGAUGGCCAAUGAUUAGACCUUAUCAAGUGCUACCACUCAACUCGAAACAAGCCGAAAUUUGUCUAUACAAGACAGGCACGUCAACUCCAGAUCUGGAAGUAGUCUGCAAAACUAUUACAAAAAUUCUUCCAGAAUCCCUCAACAACAUCAUUAUGAAAUCCUUAAGCAAACCUUGCGACUUUAUUGUCUCUGUUGAAAAUAUGUUGCAAACAACUAUCAGGCAGCUGAAAUUACCUGUUUCACAGAGAAAUGAAUUAAAAAGUAAGAGCAGGGACAAUCUAGAACAGUUUCAAACAUUGUUAAAAGAAAUGAAAGCCAAACUCGAGACGAAAGUUGGCAGCCUUAAAGAUGACCUUUUGCCUUACCUUCAGUCGGACGGGGUUUGUGAAAGCUUUCAUAAUUGGGAUGUAUCUUCUUUACCGGUUGAACAGAAGGCAGCUGUUGAUGCAGGCAAAGUAGAACAAUUUUUGUAUAUGAAGGUAUUUCAGAUUCUAGAUAGCUACUGCAAGGAAAAUGAUCUUCAGCAAUGGGCAAGAACAGCAUUGGAUCGAGAUGUUGCAAAAGCACAGCAAAUGCUGAUUCAAGCAAGCUUGCACAUAAGCGGUUCUGUUCAACCAACAUUUAGAAUCAACGACAAUCAAGACGAUUUAUCACAAACUUCGAGAAUAUCCCAAUUCCUUGCCUUUUGCGCCGGUGUCGGCGUAUCGUUAGGUGCGAGGACUGUCUUAGGAAUGGUCGCAAGGUGGGGGACAGGAGAGUUUUUAGCGACAGUGGCAUUACCAAGGGCCGUAGUUGCAGUUGCAGCACCCUGGUCUAUACUAGGUUUUGUUGGCAGUGUAGUGGCUGUAGCAGUUGCUAAAAAGGUUUGGCAAAGUACUGGCAUCGAAAAAUUUAAAAGGAACGUAAAGCAAGCUUAUGACGAGUUUAUUGCAAAUACUUCACAACUGCAAGAGAUGAUAUUGACGCUGCUGCGGUCUCAUUGCAAACCUGUGCAAGCUGUAUUAGACACACUUCCUCAGAUGCAUAACCAAAUUCAGAAAACCUUAGCCUCAGUCGAAAAGGCAGAGGAGAAAAAUUGUCCAAAGUAUGAAGAAUUGUUAGGCAAAUGCCAAGACCUAAAUGGCAAAUUAUCAAUUUUGACUCUCCAAUGCAUGCCUCACAAGUUUACCAGCAAUGAUAUCUCGUGGCCACCGUCGAAACCAGCAAUAGGUAGUGGAAGUUUUUCUGAAGUUUACAAACUCACCAUUCGUGGAGCGGAUGAAGUUGCAUUAAAAGUAAUAAAACGUGAUAUUACGCAGGGAAACACAGCUUCUGAUGUGAAGAAAGAAUUUGAUGUUUGCAGAAAAUGCAAUCAUGAGAACAUCGUCAAGUUUUUGGGGUCAGUACAACUCUCGUUACACCCUCUGAAGAUAGGAUUGCUGUACGAAUGGUGUGACCGCGGAACUUUGGCUUCUUUUAUUAAAGAUGUCCAAGAAGAGCCAGCUUACACACUACGUGGCUUUUCGAUUGCUCAAAGUCUUGCACUGGAUAUGCUCAGUGGGAUUUGUUACCUACAUGACAAUGGCAUCAUUCAUAGAGAUAUGAAACCUGAAAAUGUGCUCAUAACAGGUCAGAAAAAAGUGCGUCUUGCAGACAUGGGACUUGCGAAGCCAAUCGAACAAGUAAAAGGUACACUAUGUGGAACACUGUGGUACAUGGCACCGGAAGUAUUUCGUGAGAAGCCGUACACAGAACUAGCAGAUAUUUUUAGUUUCGGAAUCAUUAUGUGGGAGCUAUGGCACAAAAAACGAGUUUAUGAAGUCACAAAGGCACCUCCCUUGCAGCUUUUCUUGAAGAGGGUAGAGACAGGUAAGCUACGUCCAGGUGUUGGAAAAUUUAUUGGUGAAGACAUUCCGUAUGAGACCCUUCAGCAACCCAAGCCAGCUACUGAAGUCGCUGUGCCUCAGACUGAAAUUAUAGCGUGGGCAAAUGUUGCAAGAGCCUGCUGGUCAUCAAACCCUGACAGUCGGCCAUCGGCACAUAGAACUCAUGAAAUGAUAUCUGCUAUAACUGUUGGACGCGACGACUGACUACGCAUUGAAACUGGGAAUGCAUGAAUGCCAUUCUUACUACAAAGUGUCAAGUUUUCUUUGCAUUUCAAUGUGUUAUAGGCCGUGACUGAACAUACCAUAACUGCUUUCAAUAUAUGUAGUUGUUGUAGCUGUUUGCAUGUUUACAAGUCGCGAUUGCUCCUGGGCUUUUAUGGUAGCUGUAUCUUAUCUUAUCAUAUAAUUGUCAUUGCAGUUAUUAUGUGAAUGUGAAUUACGUUCUUUCAGAGAAACUGCGGUUAUGAGUUUACUACAUGUUUGCUGUUAAAUUUGGGUGGUUAUUGAGUCAACUAAUUCAACGUGCA
Messenger RNA from Corticium candelabrum, 3708 nucleotides. RefSeq lists its product as uncharacterized. The coding region runs from base 233 to 3385 and encodes 1050 amino acids. Gene Ontology annotation, biological process: protein phosphorylation. The record is from RefSeq and is a predicted model, not a curated record. NCBI's taxonomy places the organism in Eukaryota, Metazoa, Porifera, Homoscleromorpha, Homosclerophorida, Plakinidae. The transcript has 9 exons. Gene Ontology annotation, molecular function: protein kinase activity; ATP binding.